Molecule: messenger RNA, 3294 nt
Organism: Talpa occidentalis (Iberian mole)
Lineage: Eukaryota; Metazoa; Chordata; Mammalia; Eulipotyphla; Talpidae
Gene: GUCY2D
Product: guanylate cyclase 2D, retinal
Exons: 18
Coding region: 1-3294 (1097 amino acids)
Biological process (GO): intracellular signal transduction; cGMP biosynthetic process; receptor guanylyl cyclase signaling pathway
Molecular function (GO): peptide receptor activity; guanylate cyclase activity; ATP binding
Source: RefSeq, a predicted model, not a curated record
AUGGCCGCCUGCGCCCCCGCGCGGUGCGCUCGGUCCCCUCCCCGCCUCUCCCGACCCCUACCCCGGCCCCGGCCCGCGCUGGGGCUCCUGCCGCUGCUGCUGCUGCUCCAGCCGCGCCCCGCCGUCUCCGCUGUGUUCACAGUGGGGGUGCUGGGCCCCUGGGCUUGCGACCCCAUCUUCGCUCGCUCCCGCCCGGACCUGGCCGCCCGCCUGGCCGCCGCCCGCCUGAACCAGGACUCUGCGCGGGCAGGUGGCCCUCGCUUCGAGGUCGCGCUGCUGCCCGAGCCGUGCCGCACGCCGGGCGCGCUGGGCGCCGUGUCCUCGGCUCUGACCCGCGUGUCGGCGCUCGUGGGUCCAGUGAACCCCGCAGUCUGCCGGCCGGCCGAGCUGCUGGCCCAAGAGGCGAGAGUGGCGCUGGUGCCUUGGGGCUGCCCCGGGGCGCAGGCGGCUGGCACCACGGCUCCCGCCCUUCCGCCCGCCGCAGACGUCCUCUACGCCUUUCUGCGCGCAUUCCGCUGGGCGCGCGUGGCCCUGGUCACCGCCCCACAGGACCUGUGGGUGGAGGCAGGACGUGCCCUGUCCACGGCGCUCAGGGCCCGGGGCCUGCCUGUCGCUCUGGUGACCUCGAUGGAGCCCUCAGACCUGUCUGGAGCCCGGGAGGCCCUGAGGAGGGUCCGAGACGGGCCCCGUGUCCGAGCAGUGAUCAUGGUGAUGCACUCGGUGCUGCUGGGCGGCGGGGAGCAGCGCAGCCUGCUGGAGGCCGCAGAGGAGCUGGGCCUCACUGACGGCUCCCUGGUCUUCCUGCCCUUCGACACGCUCCACUAUGCCCUGGCUCCCGGUCCCGAGGCCGUGGCAGUGCUGGCCAACAGCUCCCAGCUUCGCAGAGCCCACGAUGCGGUACUCACACUCACCCGCCACUGUCCCCUGGGAGGCAGCGUGCUGGACAGUCUGCGAAGGGCCCAAGAGCACCAGGAGCUGCCCCCUGACCUCAAUCUGCAGCAGGUAUCCCCUCUCUUUGGCACCAUCUACGAUGCAGUCUUCUUCUUGGCCAGGGGUGUGGUGGGAGCUCGGACCGCCGCAGGUGGCGGCUGGGUGUCAGGAGCAGCGGUGGCCCGCCAUGUCCAGGAUGCCCAGGUGCCUGGCUUCUGUGGGGUCUUGGGAAGAUCCGAGGAGCCCCCUUUUGUGCUGCUGGACACGGACGCGGCAGGGAACUGGCUGUUUGCCACAUACUUGCUGGACCCCACCCGGGGCUCCCUCCGCUCUGUUGGAACUCCGGUGCAUUUCCCUAGAGGGGGACAGGGGCCCGGGCCUGACCCCUCAUGCUGGUUUGACCCAGACAUCAUCUGCAAUGGAGGAGUGGAACCCGGCCUUGUCUUUAUGGGAUUCCUCCUGGUGGUUGGGAUGGGGCUGACAGGGGCCUUCCUGGCCCGCUAUGUGAGGCACCGGCUCCUGCACAUCCAAAUGGCCUCUGGCCCCAACAAGAUCAUCCUGACUCUGGACGACAUCACCUUCCUCCACCCACCGGGGGGCAGCUCUCAAAAGAUAGCCCCGGGGAGCCGAUCCAGUCUGGCUGCCCGCAGCACAUCAGACAUUUGCAGUGGCCCCAGUCAACCCCCAGACAGCCCCAACAUUGGCCUCUAUGAGGGAGAGUGGGUUUGGCUGAAGAAAUUCCCAGGGGAUCAGCACAUAACUGUCCGCCCAGCAACCAGGACAGCCUUCUCCAAGCUCCGGGAGCUGCGGCACGACAACGUGGCGCUCUACCUGGGGCUCUUCCUGGCGGGGCGAGCAGACGGCAACGCGGGCCUGGGGGAAGGCGUGCUGGCUGUAGUCUCCGAGCACUACGCCCGGGGCUCCCUGCACGACCUCCUGGCCCAGAGAGACCUAAAGCUGGACUGGAUGUUCAAGUCCUCCCUCCUACUGGACCUCAUCAAGGGAAUGCGGUACCUGCACCAUCGAGGCGUGGCUCACGGGCGGCUGAAGUCACGCAACUGCGUGGUGGACGGGAGGUUCGUGCUGAAAGUCACUGACCACGGCCACGGGCGACUGCUGGAGGCGCAGAGGGUGUUCCCGGAGCCUCCGGGUGCGGAGGACCAGCUGUGGACAGCCCCAGAGCUGCUUCGGGACCCGGCCCUGGAGCGCCGGGGAACGGUUGCCGGGGAUGUCUUCAGCCUGGGCAUCAUCAUGCAGGAGGUCGUGUGCCGCAGCGCCCCCUACGCCAUGCUGCAGCUGACCCCCGAGGAAGUGGUGCAGAGGGUGCAGAGCCCCCCUCCACUGUGUCGGCCCUUGGUGACCAUGGACCAGGCACCCAUAGAGUGCAUUCAGCUGAUGAAACAGUGCUGGGCAGAGCAGCCGGACCUUCGACCCUCCAUGGAUCGCACCUUUGACCUGUUCAAGAGCAUUAACAAGGGCAGGAAGACCAACAUCAUCGACUCCAUGCUACGGAUGCUGGAGCAGUACUCCAGUAACCUAGAGGACCUGAUCCGGGAACGCACAGAGGAGCUGGAACUGGAAAAGCAGAAAACAGAUCGACUCCUUACUCAGAUGCUGCCUCCGUCUGUGGCUGAGGCUCUGAAGAUGGGGAUGCCUGUGGAACCCGAGUACUUUGAGGAGGUGACACUGUAUUUCAGUGACAUUGUGGGCUUCACCACCAUCUCAUCCAUGAGUGAGCCCAUCGAGGUGGUGGACCUGCUCAAUGACCUCUACACGCUCUUUGAUGCCAUCAUUGGCUCCCAUGAUGUCUACAAGGUGGAGACUAUUGGGGAUGCCUAUAUGGUGGCCUCCGGGCUGCCACAGAGGAAUGGGCAGCGUCAUGCUGUGGAGAUCGCCAACAUGUCCCUAGACAUCCUCAGCGCAGUCGGCUCCUUUCGCAUGCGACACAUGCCUCAGGUGCCCGUGCGCAUCCGCAUCGGCCUGCACUCUGGCCCAUGUGUGGCGGGCGUGGUGGGCCUCACCAUGCCACGAUACUGCCUAUUUGGGGACACCGUCAACACUGCCUCUCGCAUGGAGUCCACAGGGCUGCCCUACCGCAUCCACGUGAACGUGAGCACUGUGCGGAUUCUCCACGCCCUGGACGAGGGCUUCCAGGUGGAAGUGCGAGGCCGCACGGAGCUGAAGGGCAAGGGAACAGAGGAAACGUAUUGGCUGGUGGGCAGACGCGGCUUCCACAAGCCCAUCCCCAAACCGCCUGACCUGCAACCCGGGGCCAGCAGCCACGGCAUCAGCCUGCAGGAGAUUCCCCCUGAGCGACGCCAGAAACUGGAGAAGGCGAGGUCCGGCCAGUUCUCUGGAAAGUGA